Messenger RNA from Talaromyces amestolkiae, 3534 nucleotides. RefSeq lists its product as uncharacterized. The record is from RefSeq and is a predicted model, not a curated record. Gene Ontology annotation, biological process: 'de novo' pyrimidine nucleobase biosynthetic process; L-citrulline biosynthetic process; UTP biosynthetic process. The coding region runs from base 1 to 3534 and encodes 1177 amino acids. Gene Ontology annotation, cellular component: cytosol; cytoplasm. The transcript is spliced from 3 exons. Lineage: Eukaryota; Fungi; Ascomycota; Eurotiomycetes; Eurotiales; Trichocomaceae. Gene Ontology annotation, molecular function: ATP binding; dihydroorotase activity; aspartate carbamoyltransferase activity.
AUGGCUCUCUCUGCUCGCUGCGGGCAGCAGGCAGCCUCCAUCCUCCGACAGCGAUGUCUCCUUGACUCCUCACGCGCAGCCUCUCUCCGCUCCUUCUCUACCAAAAUCCCUACCUCUUCUUGCUCCGUCACCUCAGCUGCCCUCCGCCUGAAACAAAAUGCCCUUUAUGCGUCAUCUUCUCGAUCACAACAACUGCGAUUGUUCUCCAGUUGCCUGCACAAAUUGGCUUCCGAGGCGCCCCCGUCCGCAGAAGCGUAUAUGGCCAGCGGAGCGGUGAACUCGUCGCCUGACUUAGUCGAUGUCAAGAAGGUGUUGGUUAUCGGUAGUGGUGGUUUGAGUAUUGGACAGGCUGGAGAGUUUGAUUAUUCUGGUUCCCAAGCUCUAAAAGCUCUCAAAGAGGCCGGCGUCAAGUCCGUGCUGAUCAACCCCAACAUCGCAACUAUCCAGACCGACCACAAGUUGGCCGACGAAGUAUACUAUCUCCCAGUCACCCCCGAAUACGUAACUCACGUGAUUGAGCGCGAGCAGCCUGAUGGUAUUUUCCUGAGUUUUGGCGGUCAGACCGCUCUCAACUUGGGUGUUCAGAUGAACCGCAUGGGUAUCUUUGAGCGAUACGGUGUCCGAGUGUUGGGAACUAGUGUUCGUACUUUGGAGACCAGUGAGGACCGUGACCUGUUCGCCAAAGCCUUGAAUGAAAUCAGCAUCCCCAUUGCAGAGUCUAUUGCUUGCAACACUGUCGAUGACGCGCUGGAAGCUGCUGACCAGAUUGGUUACCCUAUCAUUGUUCGGUCUGCUUACGCUUUGGGUGGUCUCGGUUCUGGUUUCGCCAACAAUCGCGAGGAAUUGAAGAACUUGUCUUCCCGCUCGCUCAGUCUUGCGCCUCAGAUUCUGGUCGAGAAGUCGCUCAAGGGCUGGAAGGAGGUUGAAUAUGAAGUCGUUCGUGAUGCAAAGAACAACUGUAUUACCGUCUGCAACAUGGAGAACUUCGACCCUCUUGGAAUCCACACCGGUGACAGUAUCGUCGUUGCCCCCAGUCAGACCCUCUCCGAUGAAGAAUACCACAUGCUCCGUACCGCUGCUAUCAAGAUUGUCCGCCAUCUUGGUGUUGUCGGAGAGUGCAAUGUCCAGUAUGCUCUGCAACCCGAUGGUCUUGACUACCGAGUUAUCGAGGUCAAUGCCCGUUUGUCUCGUUCUUCCGCUUUAGCUUCCAAGGCUACUGGUUACCCCUUGGCCUACACUGCGGCCAAGAUUGGCUUGGGACACUCUUUGCCCGAAUUGCCAAAUGCCGUCACCAAGACCACCACCGCCAACUUCGAGCCCAGUCUGGAUUACAUUGUCACCAAGAUUCCCCGAUGGGAUUUGAGCAAGUUCCAGCACGUCAAGCGUGAUAUUGGCAGUGCUAUGAAGUCUGUCGGUGAGGUCAUGGCUAUUGGUCGCACCUUUGAAGAAUCCUUUCAAAAGGCUAUUCGUCAAGUUGACCCCCGAUUUGUCGGCUUCCAGGGUGACCACUUUGAGGACCUCGAUGAGACUCUGCGAAACCCAACUGACCGCCGGUGGCUGGCUGUCGGUCAGGCUAUGCUUCACGAGAACUACUCCGUUGAAAAGGUACAUGAUCUGACCAAGAUCGACAAGUGGUUCUUGUACAAGCUCCAGAACAUUGUCGACUGCCAGAACGAACUCAAGGAAAUUGGCAGCCUCUUUGGUCUCAAGAAGGAAAUCCUCAUGAAGUCCAAGAAGCUUGGUUUCUCCGAUAAGCAGAUUGCUAUGUGCGUUGGAUCUACCGAAGACGAUGUUCGUGCCCGUCGAUUGAGCUUCGGUAUCCGUCCCUGGGUCAAGAAGAUUGAUACUCUUGCUGCCGAAUUCCCUGCCGAUACCAACUACCUCUACACUACAUACAACGCGUCUUCUCACGAUGUCACUUUUGAUGACCACGGUACUAUCAUUCUCGGUAGUGGUGUCUACCGUAUCGGUAGCUCCGUCGAGUUCGAUUGGUGUGCCGUCAACGCUACCUUGUCUUUGAGAAACAUGGGCAAGAAGACUGUCAUGAUCAACUACAACCCGGAGACAUACUCUACCGAUUUCGACACUGCUGACAAACUCUACUUUGAGGAACUCAGUUACGAACGUGUUAUGGAUAUCUACGAGUUGGAGAACGCUAGCGGUGUCGUUGUCUCUGUCGGCGGUCAAUUGCCUCAGAACAUUGCUCUCCGCUUGCAAGAAAAGGGUGGCGCUCAUAUUCUUGGUACCGACCCCGCUGAUAUCGACAAGGCUGAAGAUCGCCACAAGUUCUCUCAGAUUCUAGAUAGCAUCGGUGUUGACCAGCCUGCCUGGAAGGAACUUACUUCUGUCGCUGAAGCCGAGAAGUUUGCCGACACUGUUGGAUACCCCGUUCUUGUCCGCCCCAGUUACGUCCUGUCUGGUGCCGCCAUGAGCGUUAUCUACAGCCAGGAUGAGCUCAAGGAGAAGCUCCUCAACGCCAGCUCCGUCUCUCCUGACCACCCCGUCGUCAUUACCAAGUUUAUCGAAGGUGCUCAAGAAAUUGACGUUGAUGCCGUCGGUUCUAACGGAAAGUUGAUUCUCCACGCUGUCAGUGAGCACGUCGAAAACGCCGGUGUGCACUCUGGUGAUGCCACUCUUGUCCUUCCCCCUACGUCCCUCGAGCAGCCCGUCAUGGACCGCGUCAAGGUUAUUGCCGAAAAGGUCGCCAAGGCCUGGAACAUCACCGGACCCUUCAACAUGCAAAUCAUCAAGGCCGAAAACCCCGAAGGUGGUGAGCCUCUGUUGAAGGUCAUUGAAUGUAAUUUGCGUGCUUCCCGUUCAUUCCCCUUCGUCAGCAAAGUCCUUGGUACCAACUUCAUCGACGUCGCUACCAAGGCUCUCGUUGGCCGUGACGUUCCCGAGCCCGUUGACCUUAUGACCACCAAACGUGACUACGUCGCUACCAAGGUGCCCCAAUUCUCCUGGACCCGUCUUGCCGGCGCCGACCCCUUCUUGGGUGUCGAGAUGGCCAGUACCGGUGAAAUCGCAUGUUUCGGUAAAGACCUUGUCGAAGCCUACUGGGCUUCUUUGCAAUCCACCAUGAACUUCCGCUUGCCUCAAAUCGGCGAGGGUCUCUUGUUCGGUGGUGACUACCUCGAUUCCCUGUCCCAGAUUGUGGAUUACUUGCAACCCUUGAAGUACAAGCUCUAUGCCGCCAGCCCUGAAGUCAAGGCUGCAUUGGAGAGCCGUGCCAAGACCCCGAUUAGCAUCGAAGUUAUCGAAUUCCCCAAGGAAGACAAACGUGCUCUCCGCGAGGUAUUCCAGAAGUAUGAUAUUCGUGGUGUGUUCAACUUGGCCAAGCACCGUGGCAAGACUUUGUUGGACGAGGAUUAUGUCAUGCGCCGUAACGCAGUUGACUUCGGUGUGCCGUUGUUUAUGGAGCCAAAGACCGCCGUCCUCUUCGCUCAAUGCAUGAAUGAAAAACUCCCCCGGGAAGAAGGCAUUCCCUCCGAGGUCCGAAGCUGGUCUGAUUUUGCAGGUGGUAAAAUGAUGUAA